AACACUCCUCAAGAGGGGAUUAAAAACAAAAAAAAAAAAACGAUGGUGUUCUACCAACAAACCUCACAGGACAUGCUACGUAGCUACCACACCCGAGCCAUCUCACCACACCAAUGUGGCUCGAGCCACGUCCAGACCAUAAACGCACCGCUCCCGUUCGUGUGGUCCCUAGUCCGCCAAUUCGACAAACCCCAAGCCUACAAGCGCUUCAUCAGCAGCUGCACCCUCCGUGCCGGCACCGGUGGCGUCGGCAGCGUGCGUGAGGUGCACGUGGUCUCCGGCCUACCAGCUGCAACCAGCACUGAGCGCUUCGACUACCUCGACGACGACUACCACGUCAUCCGCUUCACGAUCAUCGGUGGGGACCACCGGCUCACGAACUACCAGUCCACGAUGACCGUCCACGAAUCCAACGGAUGUACGGUUGUCACCGAGUCAUACGUCGUGGACAUCCCACCAGGAAGCACCAAGGAAGACACAGUCCUCUUCACGGACACGAUCGUGCGAUGCAACCUGCGUUCACUCGCGCGGAUCUCUGAGAAAAUGGCGUCAGCGGAGUCGGAGUCGGAUUCUCUCAGCUAUUGAUAUACUUUUGCAUAUCACGUCUACUUCUCUUUGUAAACAUGUGAAAAAUAUUUAGGGGCUGACUAUUACUAUUAAUUACUAUGUUUAAAAUCUGUUAAUUUGGGAUUAGUAACAAAUGCGGUUUUGCAUCUGUUUAUAGAUUGGAGCAUGGAAUAUGGAUUUAUUUCUUGUGUUUUAAUUACAUAUCUUAUUCUUACCUUAGGUUUAAACCCUAAUUAUCAAGAAAUUUCAACUAAAGGCUUGGAAUCGUGCUUUCAGGCUUUUCUAAUUACUGGUGGUUUUCAGGCAA
Molecule: messenger RNA, 874 nt
Organism: Magnolia sinica
Lineage: Eukaryota; Viridiplantae; Streptophyta; Magnoliopsida; Magnoliales; Magnoliaceae
Product: abscisic acid receptor PYL12-like
Exons: 1
Coding region: 43-585 (180 amino acids)
Biological process (GO): abscisic acid-activated signaling pathway
Cellular component (GO): nucleus; cytoplasm
Molecular function (GO): protein phosphatase inhibitor activity; abscisic acid binding; signaling receptor activity
Source: RefSeq, a predicted model, not a curated record